Cavia porcellus (domestic guinea pig) is the source of this 22197-nucleotide messenger RNA. RefSeq names its product methionine sulfoxide reductase B3 (gene Msrb3). The transcript has 7 exons. Gene Ontology annotation, cellular component: cytoplasm. The record is from RefSeq and is a predicted model, not a curated record. Lineage: Eukaryota; Metazoa; Chordata; Mammalia; Rodentia; Caviidae. Gene Ontology annotation, molecular function: peptide-methionine (R)-S-oxide reductase activity. Gene Ontology annotation, biological process: protein repair; response to oxidative stress. Bases 187 to 741 code for a protein of 184 amino acids.
GGAGGGAGGCUCGGACCGCGGCGCCGGCGGCUGGGGGCCUUCCUAUGCGAGCGCGGCGGACCCGCCCGCACCCCCUCGCGCUUUGCCUCUGCCUCAGCCUGUGCCUGGCCGCGGCGCGGGGAGCCGCACAGUCGGCUCUUGCUCCUGUUCUUUGCCUCUCGUUUUGUUGGUGAAGAUAUCACAGUGAUGUCUGCAUUCAACCUGCUGCAUUUGGUGACAAAGAGCCAGCCAGUAGCCCUACGAGCCUGUGGGCUUCCCUCAGGGUCAUGUAGGGAUAAAAAGAACUGUAAGGUGGUCUUUUCUCAGCAGGAACUGAGGAAGCGGCUAACACCCCUGCAGUACCAUGUCACUCAGGAGAAAGGGACUGAAAGUGCCUUUGAAGGAGAGUACAUACAUCACAAAGAUCCUGGAAUAUAUAAUUGUGUUGUUUGUGGAACUCCACUGUUCAAGUCAGAAACCAAAUUUGACUCCGGUUCAGGUUGGCCCUCGUUCCACGAUGUGAUCAGUUCUGAGGCAAUCACAUUUACAGAUGACUUUUCCUAUGGGAUGCACAGGGUGGAAACGAGCUGCUCUCAGUGCGGUGCUCAUCUUGGGCACAUUUUUGAUGAUGGACCUCGCCCAUCCGGCAAAAGAUACUGCAUAAAUUCGGCUUCCUUGUCUUUCACACCUGCAGACAGCAGCGGCGCGGAAGGAGACAACAGGGUCAGCAGCCCUGCCCAGGCAGACAAAACCGAGCUGUAGAGUCACGGAGAGUGGUGGAAACAAAGUGUACUUAAGGCACAGCUUAUUAAAAAUAUCAAAAUGUUUAUCUUCAUAGAUAUAUUUUUUCAAAAACUGCAAGGAAAGUUUUGAGCUAUGAUGUGUUUUCUUCUGCUUAAACAGAGGCUCUGCCCAUUUAUGUACUUUGCUAUUGACUAGAUCCAGAACUGUGUGUAGCUUUUGCAAAUGGAGAUAGCUGUGUGAAACUGGCAUUAUUUUCUUUGAGCACACACCUUCUGUUGAGUUUUGUUGUUGUUUUCCCCCUUAAUUAAAAAGUAGAAAGCACCCGAUCUUUGGAUGUAACGAUUGAGAUUUGCUCAGCAUGGAGACCAGAGCUGGGCAGUACAGGACAUUGACACAGGGCCUUACGGCAUUACACAAAUCUACCUUAGAUAAGGACCGAGGUCUUAGGAGACUUCUCAGCUUUGUGGAAAGUUUGAGCUAAGGUUGUUUUUUUUCUGGUGAGAGGGUGUGAAUGUCUAAAGUCUUUCCUUAUGUUAGAUUGUUGCCAGAUCUGAGGGAGUGCACUGAGUGUUGUGGCAGAGAAAUAAACAUUACCUCACGAUUAGACCCUGAUUUUAUUUUAUUUUCCAUUGAAAACAUUGGAAUGUAAGACAACUGUAAAAUUUUGAGCUUCAUUUUGUCUAAAAUUCACAAAGAGCAACACGUGCCCAUUGCCUUUUUAUAAGACCUUCUCUUGACACCUAAUACCAGCUAAAAAUAGAAGGGCAUUUGAGCAAAUUCCUCUGCAUAAAAUAAAAUACUGGGGACAACACACUUCAUCAAGACACCAGAAGUUAGAAGAGAAAGUGGAGAAGACCGAGGAUGAAGUCUUGAGUACUAAAACUCCAGUGCUGGAAAGAAAAGCUGACAGGACACUGCAAGUAACAGAGCCCAAAGCAGAGAUCUUAAUGGAGUUUUAGGUGACCUCUGGAAAGGCGUUGAGUAUUAAUACAAAAAUAACCCUGCCUGUCUUCUACACUUAACACUAAUGUGUGACAAAGGACAAGGGAUGUAGCCUCUUUGUGCCUAUUUUUUCAUGUUAAACUGGGACUUACAAUAUUUGCAAAAUGUAUUGACACUCUCAGGGCAAACUUAAUAUAUCGCUACACAAUUAAGAUCAGUGUUAUAAACUUAAACUGAUCUGGUUUUAAUUGCUGCAAAGGCCAAGGCUUAGGCAUUUGAAGUGGAAAGAAACAGGUUGACUUAGCUGAUUGGUAUGGAAACAGUUGGGCCAAGAGCCAGCACUUUUUCUUUGCAGCAGUAUUGCUGGUUUUACUUUGAGAAGCUUUGUUCAGCUGCUUUAUAACUUUUAGUCUGGUAGAAUGGGUGUCAAUAUAGGCUUUUAUAGGUAUGAACAAUGGUGAUGUGAUACAAACUGAUACGGUUGUAGCCAGAUGUGAAGGCAUGGUUUGUGGCUGAUCCAUAUUGUAUUUGUAAUUUUGAAUGCUAAUCUUGAAAUUAAAUUUUUUUUAAAUUCUAUUUUUCUAAAUCCUUGAUAGUUUAUGAAGACUGAAAUCUUUACUUGUAAAACACCAAGGAAAAAUUAAGAAAGAAGAACAUUUGGUAACUACAAAGUCACAAUGGGAAAUGAGAGUGAAAGGUGUGACAAAGCAAAAUGGGAGAGUGGCCAGCCGACCUGAUUCAUCCCUCUUCAGACACCUCGAGGACACUCUGACAUCUAAUAACUCUGCACUGUUAUCUGUGCUGCAGCUUUGAAAUCCCAGAGGAAUCCCUUCUUACUUGGAUGCUCCCUCAGCUGCAGAUGGUUCACCCAGAUCCUAGGGUCACCUUGGAAUUCACAGGCUUCAUUCCCUUUAGAAAUAAGGUGUCAGAUUUAAGACCAGACUGGCCAUCAGCAUCCAGACUGUCCUAAAAGUCGGUGCCAACUUCACAGAGCUGUAUACAGCACUUCUCAGCCACUCCGACUGCGCAUGGUAGCUUCCCUUACGCAUUGGAUAUAAGCCACAGUGUUGAGGUAGAUGAGAGGGACAAAUGAAGGGCGGCUUCUCACUUCCCAGAGGUUCUGUAUCGUCAUUGUUCCUGCAUUGUUAUAGUAGGAUUUAGAAAUUCCCUAAAAAUUUCUUUUAAAAAAGUGAAAAUCUCCCUCCCUUUCUAAACUUCAGUUGAGUUUUCAAGGCAAGCCAAUUUUUUCCAGCGCCAACUUUAAGAAAAAUGCAACAUUCAUCAAAUGAAGUAGGGUAUAUGCAUGUGGUUGAAUUCUAGAUUACAUUUGGGUUUAAGUGGUAUCAAAUUUCAGUAUAUUUCUGUCUUAUGUUAAAGAAAUAUAUUACUAAAACAUCAGUGAGCAAUAAUGUCAGCUGUCGAGCACUAGAUUUAUUUUUGCAGGAUAUGGAGUGCAAUGAACUGAUUCAAUAUGGUGAGGUGUAUGUGAUCUGUGGGAGUUAUGCCAUUUAACAUGGGAAAUGCAUGGGACUUUCCCUCUGCAUUCCAGCAUUACUGUACCAUUGGAAGACAUGGAAUUUUACUGUUAUACAAAAAUGCAUCCGUAUAGCCACACAGAAUGGAUCUGAAGAAUGCAGCAGUAUCUAUCAUAGUAAAGAGCGUUUCUAUCUAUUUAUACUUUUCACUUCUUAGAUACAUUUAAAUUCUUAAUGAAAACAAUAUAGCGGUUUAAAAGCCUCUCCAUGUUAAUUGUGUUUAAAAUGUCUUGCUUUCAAUAUGAAAAAUGAUGAAAAUGAUUAUCACUUAAUUCAAAGUCAAAUGUUAUUCUUGACUUAGACAGCUUUGUAAUAAUUUUUCUCCAGAGUUGAAUACUUUUGAAAAGUGACAGGAAAAUUUCAUUAAGAAUUCUUUUCUUAUGUUUGUUGAAUACAAAAAUUAUAUAAUAAAAUUUCUUUAUAAAUUUUCUUUCUCUUUGAUUCCUAAGGACUCCUAUUUUUUCUGACACAGUUGCAUGGAUUAUCAGAAUGCUCUGUUUAUCUCUUUACCAAGCUGCUGGGUGUGUUUGUAUAGAGACAAACCUUUUCUCUCAGGUAGCCUUUGGAAGUUGGGGCUCUGACAAUAAGGUUAAGUUUUACUCUCUAUGACCCAGGCCAUAGGAAAAGGCUCUAGGGGCCUACAGGGGUGGGGGAAAUGGAAACAUUUGUAGAAUCACUCAACUUCACCUCACCUCAGCAAAAUCUUCAACAGCUUGUGUAUGUUAUUGUGCUUAAAAUUUGGUCCUUGGGGAGUUUUAUCAUGAUCACUCUGUGGGUAAAAACGUAAGAACGAUACCAUGCUGGUGCUUAGCUUUUGUUAAAAAGUCUGACAGGAAACUUAAGAGUUUCCUGUGCAGAGUUUCCCUCUGCUCUCAGGUUAAUAUUCAUCUUAAAAGUCAUCUCUGCAGAUGGGUUUUGAUAUAUUAAUGUUGGACUGUUUGGUGUUUUAUUUGUUUUUUUUUUGUUGUUGUUGUUGUUGAUUUGUUAAUUUGGGGAAGAAGUAGGGUGGUGAGACAUUUUGGUUUUCAACCGUUUCUUUUUAAGUCAUAUUCCUGAGACCCCAGUCCUCAGGCUGCAGCUUCAGCACCAGCUAGAGACUUGCUAGAAAUACAGAUAAAAAUAGGCCUCAUCCUGGCCUUAAAAAUUUGGGGCUGCUGCCUUAAUAGUGUAUGUUUUAAAAAGCUAGUUGUGUGAUUCUUGUGUUGGUUCAGUUGGUUCACUACCAUCUCCAAACUCCCAGUAAAAAGACUUUAGUUAGCAUUAUUAUCUGACUUUCAAAAAUGGUCUGUUUUAUCAUUGUGAGUUCUUCUGUAGAGACGGAUCAGAAAGAUUUCACAAAGCUUCAUGUCUUUCACCUGUUUCUAUUUUUCCUUGUCCAUUUACCUUGUUCUGGAAGAUUCACUUGAUCUCACUAAAUAACGUCAUGUUAAUUUCUAUUUGUGUUCUGGGCUGAACAGAAGCUCUGCCAGUGGACCCUAACUGGGCCUUUCUAGAACCUCAAGAGGUGCAUGGUAGGGCUCUGGCCAGUAAAUCCUAGAACAGAUCUCAGUUUAUAAAUUUAUAUACAAUCUUCCCCAUCUUUUCCUUGUUCCUCUACCUUUCAUCAGCAUCAUUGUGGUUUAUUUAUGUUAUUUGUUUUUACAAUGCGGAGGAGCAAACCCAGGGUUUCAAGUGUUCUACCACUGAGCCACACCUCAGCCAAUAGUCUUGGUAUUUUUUACCAUGCAAGAGAUUUCUGCAAAGGUGCCACAUGCUAGAAUCUCAGCUUUUUUUGUUUGUUUGUUUUUCAGAAAAGUACUAUUACUGUCCAUAUCUUAACAACAAGAUGACAGGUAGAAGAUUCUAGCAUACAAAAAAAAAACAAAGUUGAAUUUAAAAACAGUUUGUGGGAUAAGCUCACAAAUACCCAGCUCUAACAUCUAGUCAGUGUUCUUUAAGCUCCAGGUAUCUAAUGAAAAUUCUACCAUUUUGAUGUGGAGCCUCAAAAAAUUCCCCAUGCUAUUGAAGAAGAUUCUGGCAAGAGCUCUUCCUGUCCAGUUGCUCUCAGAAACUAGUCUUGUCCUAGGCCAAUGUUGAAAAGUAUUGGCCUGGAGCUAACUGUAGGCUCUAUAUCACAAGAGCCAUGCUAAUCUUCUCUGUAUUGUUCCAAUUUAGUAUGCGUGCAAAGUGAGUACUGAGCUCCAAACUAGGCUGUUCAAAGCAUCACCCUCCACUCACACCUGCGUGGCUAACACAUGAGCACGGAGCAUUCAUGAAAUCUCAUGGAAGGCCAGAGAGACCUGGGAUUUGGGAGCCAAUUUAGCUCACGAGAUUUUCCCCAGUUUUUAGUUUGAUUACAGACCAUGUUAACUUCUAAGGUUAUGGAGACCAGAGAGGCUUAUUCCUAUCUUAAGGUAUUCAAAUCCCCUGCAUUCAAUUUUUUGCCCUACUACUCGUAACAAACACAACUGAACCCUUGUUAGCAUCCAGGCUGGUUUGGACUUGACAGAUCUUCUGGAACAAGCAGAAGGAAAAGCUAAUUAGCAAUCAUUAACUGCUUAUGGUAGAAGUACAGAAGUGUAAAUAGCCAAAUGCAAAGAAGAGAGGUUUUAAAUAUUGGGCAGCCCAGAAAAGAGGAUUUGCCUGGCCACAAAUCUCUGUUCACAAGAUUUUCAAUUCCACUAUGGACUUCUCACUUUAAUGAUAUAUAUUAAAUAAUCUCUUCAAGUCUGUUACUUGCACUAUUCUUUCCAAUGUGAGGUAGGUGGUCUUAUGUCUGUUUUAAAGAUGAUGGUACUAUCCUCAAAUCAUUUAUGAUGUACAUCACUAAUAAGGCAUAGUGAGGCUCAAAUUGAAAUCCAACUUCACGUGAUCUCAGAGGCUGUGCUCCCAACUCCACACUAAACUAUCUUUAUGCAGAGUGCUAGCUACUUGUAGUAUUCAGUUAUGAGUGGACUUUAACCCAGAGAUAAAAGGUUUUAUAAUUUAAUUAUUUCAAGUUAAUUGCAAUUUGUCCCUCCAAAAUAUAUUUUGCAGUGUGAUGAUUUUAUUUUAGAGAGAGCUAAGUAAGUUUUGUGUGCCCUGCAGUUUUUAUACUUUGGUGACAGAGUUUCAUUCUUUUCCUUGGGAACUUAAAUACUUUUUAAAAAUUCUUAUUGCCAAGGUGAAAAGAUAAACCAUAUUCUGGCUUUAUGGUGGGAAAAGGAUGCAUAUAAGUAAUACUAAACAUGCAUUUGACCCAAACAUCCAGUUUCUGGCAAAGUUGAUCCAGUUAAUCUUUUCUUGCCUAGAAAGACAGAACCUGUGUGGUGGGGCUGGGGAUUAGCAUGUCCUUACUGAUGCCCCUAAGUCAGUGAGAUUCUGCAGUGGGAAAGUGAAGGAAGGGGACAGAUUCAUGGGGGCUCAGCCCAAACCUAGAGCAUGUCUGUGGGGCAUAUGAUGGACCUAUCCCGGAACUGGUGGAAUAAAGAGGUUCAUUUCUGUUUGAUUACAACUCAUGACAGAUUGAUAACUGCAAAGGCAUUCAUACUUGGGGGUUGCCCCCCUUCCCUUUAACACUACAGCUUGUGAGGCUAGUCUGCAUCUGGUGUUUGUUAGAUGACUGUGUUGCAUCAUCUUCCUGAUUGCUGGAGAACAUCUCCCAGCAUUCCAGCGACUGGAGAGAAGACUAUGGGGCACAAAAUGGCCUCAUCCGGUUUACAUCUUCGUUACUGUGCUUCUCACAUACCUGCUUACAUCUGGAAAAAAUCUUCAGGUAAACCUCUUGGGCUCUUUCUCUAAAGAGUAACUGUAAUUAUUAGGGCUAUACCCAAAUUCAGCUUAGAAUAGGUAUGCGGUUGAACUUCAGCCAAAAUCUUGUGCCUGACUAAAAGAGAUUUUCUUUCUUUCUUUCUUUUUUUAACAUCAGUUUCAUGGGAGGGCCUUUCCCCACACAUGGCCAUUGGGGUUCCUGAAUAUCUUUCCCGGUUUUGUAAUACAUUAAGGUAAAAGACACAGAGACUUCCCGACGAAAUGGAGAUUUUUUCAAAUCUUCACCUGUUUCUUUUCCUCAGUACUGUCCCAAAGUUUUAAUAUAGGUUGUAGAACAUUCCAGAUUUUACAGAUGCCAAGCCUUUUCUCUACUAAGCACUAUCACCCCCUUACAUGACUAAUCAUAUCAAAAAAAGAAAAGCAAAAGCCAAAAGCCCUACGAAUAAAGCCACCUGUGGUCUCUACACUAUUUUCUGCUUAGGCUCGUUGUAUGGUUGGGACUCAUCUGUUCAGCACACCUCCAUUAAAUUACCAGUGUCCCAGGCACUGCUAGACACAGGAAACCCAAAACUCAGACUCAGUGCUCACAGUUAGUUGGAUAAGCAAAUACGUAGCUAACCACACACAAUGUUGGCAUGUUGCCUAGGAUUAUACAAAAAUGUAAAUGAGGUGGACUGAGACGUGGAAAGAGAAUAAAUGAUCCUCCUAAAAAGGAAUAUAGCAGGACGAGUGGCAGUCAAAGAUUUCAUAUAGAGAUAAAAGAGAAGUAGAGUUUUGAAAAAUACAUAGUUUUUCAUGUGGAAGAAAGAACAAAGUGGUCUAGGAAGACACUUGGGGUCUUUAGGUAUCUUAAAUUGACUUUUGGUUAUUUUGAAAAGUUUUCUAAAAUCACACUAUAAAAUGCUAUCUCAUUCGCAUUUACUUUUAUAUUUAUAUUUAUGUGUAUGUGAGAGAGAGAGAGAGAGAGAGAGAGAGAGACAAAGAGAGAAAGAGGAAGAGGAGGACCUUAGAGCCUUCAGCAGUCAUUUUCUCUCUGCCCGAGGGCAGACCAUCCUCAGUUGAUCUCUAUUCUGCAACAUUUGCCAAACAGGCUUCUUGUCUCAAGGCUCUCUCUCUUCCUCCAGGUACUGCAGGACAGCCAGUAAUGGUCAUCUAGCCACAUCCCCUGUAGGCUGUGGUAAAAACCCACCAUACCCAAGCUUACGAACAGCCUUCAAAAGCAGGUCAAUAACAACCUGCCCUUUGCAGCCUUUGCCAGAUGUGAGAUGACAACUCAUUGUGGUUUUAAUUUUCAUUUCCCUACUGAUUAGUGAUGUUGAGAGCAUUUUGUCAUAGAUCUGUUGGCUAUUUGUAUGUCUUCUUUUGAGAAAUGUCUUCAAAUUCUGCCCAUUUUUAUUUUAAAGAGAAUAAAAAAACCAGAGCAGAACAAAGCAAAUUAGAACAGAACAAUGCAAGCAACACAGGACUUCAAAACAGGACAACAGGAAAUCAACAGUGGCUACUGUAAGAUCUCUUGUUUUCUUUGAAGUAGUUGUCCAUACCUUCACACAAUAAAAUCAACCAGAGCAAAAUAGUAUACAAUGAAUCAAACAAAAGAAUGAAAGCAUUAUGGGGAUUCAAAACAAAUCAAUACAAGAUCAACAAUGGCUACCAUAAUAUUUCUUGUUUUCUUCAAAAUAGCUGUCCAUACCUUCACACAUACUGAAAUCAAAUAAUAGAAAACAGACUAAAACUGAUCAAAACAAAAGAAUGAAAGUAUUACAGGACUUCAAAACAAGAUAAUAAGAAACCAACAAUGGUUACCAUAAUACAUCCUGUUAUCUUCAAAAUAGCUGCCCAUACCAUCAGACAUAGUAAAAUCUAACAAAAUAAGACAGAACAAACCAAAAAAUUGUGCAAAUGAUACAAGAGUUCAAGAUGAGACAAUAAGAAAUUAACAGUGGUUAUCAUCUUCCCCUGCUAGCUAUUUCCUCCUCUAUCACUUUCAUAAUAUCUAUUAUGCUUUUUGAAUCCCACUAAUUCCUUCUGUUUUUUAUGCUAGGGUUGGCCCACAUGAGUUCAAGCUGUUUCUCCCAUGAACAUGAUUGCCAGUUGCACCCAUGUACCUACAAGAGCCUUGAGAUUACCCUACUUUAUAGCUGGGUAGCUUUCCAUUGUAUGAAAAUACCAUUACCUUUCUUAUCCAUUCUGUAAUUGAUAGACAAGUUACCUUUGCUUUUUUCUGGUCUCCUGUCAUGAAGAACAAUUGUUUUCUCUCCUUUCAAUUUUACUCUAUAAAUUUCCUUUCAAGUUAAAUGUGUUUCUUGUAUGCAGUACAUUGAUGGAUCUUGUUUCUUUAUCCAUUCUCCCUGUGUUCUUUUUAUUGCUGAAUUGAGUCCAGAUACAUUAAUGGUAACAGCCAGAAUACACUGGUCUGUCUCUGUCCUGCCAUCCUCCUGCUGUUGGCCCUCCACUUUUCCUUUUCAUUCGGUUGCCUGUCCUGUUUGGUGAUCUAAUUCUGCUGCUGUUCCUGGAACCAUGGUCAUCUUUAUCUCUCUCUAAAAUAUCCUUCAGCACUCUGUAGGGUUGGUUUGGUGGUCAUGAAUUCCUUCAGUUGUUCUUUGUCAAGGAAAUACCUUAUUUUUCCAUCAGUUUGGAAAGAUAGUUUUUCAUGGUACAUCAAUCUGGGUUGGAAGUUGUUCUCUUUCAGGAUUUGAAACACUUUACUUCAAAUUCUUCUUGACUUGAUGGUUUAUGUUGACAAUUCUUCUGUGAUUCUGAUUGGUUUUCCUUUAUAGGUGAUCCAUUUCUUUCCUCUAACAGCUUUUAGUAUUUUGUUUUUGUGCUGAAUUCCUGGGAUCUUAAUUAUUGUAUGUGUGGGUGUAGAUUUUCUUUGGUUUUGGCUAGUUGGAGUUCUAUAUGCUUUGCUUAUGUGCAUGCCAGAUCCUUUUUCCAUGUUUGGAAAGUCUUCUUCUAUUACUACUGUAAAUAUCCUUUUUUUUUUUUUCAUUUUUGUGGAUCCCUGUUUCUUCACUGUUACCUACCACUCUGAAAUCAUUUCUCUUUGCAUCGUCUUUCAAUAGUUGAAUUGUUAUUUCCUGGUUCCUUGUUAUUUUUAGGAGAUCUUUCUUUUUGUGAUCACUAGCUACAAUUCUGUCUUCAAGAUCUGAAAGUCUAUCUUUCAAGCAGUUUUGCCAGCUUUCCAUUGACUUUUUAAUUUUCUGAAUGUCUCUUGAAUCUUUUUACGCAUUGUAAUUCCUUCCUCUAUUGUUCAUUUAAGGUUUCCAUCAUUUUCCUAUGCUCCUCUUUUUUUAAAAAACUGUGUAUUCUUUAGAUACGCUCAGCAAUUUUUUCAUGUUUGUGAUUUCUUCUUUUACAUGAGACAUUAUUUUACAGUUUCAUGAAGUUGUUUCUUUAGUUGCUAUGUUCUCCUCUGAAGUAUGUGACUUUCAGGUAUGUGACUUCCAUUUUCUUCUAUGACUAUAUCCCCAGACUUGUUCGGUGCUGGUUGGAAGUCUCAGAUUGCCCCUCUUUAGGGGCAUGGGAAUGGGACAGGCACCUGGGUCUCUCUGAACCCAGGUUCACAGGCAGGUAGCAGGGUAUGAGGCAGACUUCUCCAGACAUGUGCAGCUACACUGGGGCUUCCCUGAAGACCAGGGAUGUGUGAUGGUGGGGCUGCUUCUCUCAGCCUGCGUAUUUAUAGCAGGACUCCCACAAUGGUGGCAGGCACGCAGUAGUGUGUUUUUCUGAUUUUCCCAGUGGGUGCUCACUGCCCAAAAGAAGCAAGGGUCUCCAAUGGUAGCCUGCAGGUGCAUGGGGCUUACCUGACUGCAUGUCCCUGCCCAUGCUGGCUGCACAUAUGAAGUAAGCCAGUUAGCAGAAGCAGAUCUGGCUGGUCACCCUGGCUGAGCUGCCUCCAAUUUUUAAAUUGUAUUGUUUCAUUUCAUACCAUUGUUUGAGUUCCUUAUAUAUUUGGGAUAUUAGCCUCUUAUCAGGAUUAAUCAUUUAUUAGACAUGCAAAUUUUCUUUUGUUCUUCACUCUGUUAAUUAUUCCCUUUAUACAUAAUCUUUUUAUCUUGAUGUAAUCCCAUUUGCCUAUUAUUUUGCUUUUGUUGCCUGUGCUUUUGGUGUCAUAUUUUUAAAAAUCAUUUUCUGGGCCAGUAUAGUAUAGUUUUUCUCCUGUUUUGUUCCAAAGGUUUUACAACUCAGUUCUCUGUUUGAGCCUUUAAUUUACUGAGUUAUUUUUUGUAAAUGGCAUCAUAUUAGAGUCCAAUUUCUUUCUGCUGCAUAUGAAUAUAUUGCUUUCCCAUGACCAUUUGUUUGCAGGACACGUUAUCCUUUUCCAUAUAUAUAUAUGAUAUAUAUAUGUCAUAUGUAUGAAACCUUUUAUUUCUUUCUCUUGUCUAAUUACUUUGUCAAAUAUUUGUAAUUCUACGUGUGAAAAGAAAUGUUGAGAGUGAGUAUCCCUGUUUUAGAAUAGGAUUUCAGCUUUUCACUGUUGAGUAUAGUGUUAACUGUGGGUUUAUCACAUAUAACAUUUAUUCUGUUGAGAUAUAUUCCAUCUAUACCUAAUUUCUUGAACAUUUUUAUUAUACAUAGUUAUUAACUAUUGUCAAAUGCAAUUUUUACACCUAAUUGGAUGAUAUAUGUAGUCCUUCAUUCUGUGAAGGUGAUGUUAACUCAUCCUUUUUGCAUAUAUAAAAAUGUUUGUGUUCUACACUUGAUCUUAGCUAAAAGGCUGAGAAAUGAUUAGUAUUUCAGGAUAAAUAUUUACUUACACAUAGUGAAUACUCCAUUCAGUAUAUAACUAAAUUUGAUUGAAUAGCAUUUUGUUGAAGAUUUUCCCAUCUAUGUUUUUGAAAAUAAAUUGACCUGUAUUAUUCUUUUUUGCGAUAACUUCAUUUGACUUUGGCAUCAUGGUACAAGAGAAAAGAGGUUAGAAGUUCUUCCUCAGCUUCAGUUUUUGGGCAGAGUUUGUGAAAGGUUAGCAUUCAUUCUUUAAAUGUUUGGUAAAAGGGGCUGGGGAUUUAGCUCAGUGGCAUAAGCACCUGCCUUGCAAGCAGGCAGUCGAGAAUCCCUGGUACCGAUAAAAAGGAAAAAGACAAAAAAAAAAAAAAAAUGUUUGGUAAAAGUCACCAGGACCUGCAUUUUUCUUUGAUGGAAGGACAUUUUUUGUUGUUGCUGAAUUUAUUCUUUACUAGUAUGUUCAAUUUUUCUUAUUUCUUCAUGAUUCUGUCUUGUAGUUUGUAUAUGUAUAGGAAUUUGUUUCUCCUACUUAAUAUAAGCUUUUAGAAUGUAAUUGUCUCAUAAUUCUUGUCUUUCUGUUGUAUGAGUUGUAAUGUCUCUUUUUACAUUUCUGGUUUUAAUUGAGUACACUUUUUAGUGUAAUUAUUUUGUACAUUUUGUUUGUUUUCCAAAAAACUCAAUUUUUUUUUAUUUUUACAGCAUGUUAUUUUUUUCUAUUUUGUUUAUUUUACUCUGAUAUUUUUUUUCUUCUGCUAACAUUGCGCUUAGUUUUUCUUUUUUUUCCAGUAUCAAAAUAUAAUAAAUGUUUUUUUCUUUUUGAUGUGUUUAUGGUCAUUAGCUUUUCUCUUAGAACUGAUUUAGCUACCUUCUAUAAAUUUUUAGUGUGUUUUAAUUUUCAGUUGUUUCAAGUUGUUGUCCAAUUUCAAAUUUCUCUUUAACUUCAUCUUUCACCGAUUGGUUGUUUAGGCCUGUGUUCAAUUUUCUAAUACUUACACAUUUUCCCAGAUUUCUCCUUACUGAUUUCUAGGUCCAUACCAUUGCAGUUGGAAAUACUUUAUAUGAUUUAAAUCUUCUUAAAUUUGCUAGGAUUUGUCUUUUAGCCUGUGCAUGAUCUGUGUGUGCUUAAGAAGGCCUUUUUUCUUUUUUUUUUUUUUUUCUUUUUUCUUUUUUGCACUGAAAAUAGAAUCCCUGACCUCAUGCUUGCCAGACAGGUGCUGUGCCACUGAGUUAUACUCUUGGCCAGCACGUGUAUUUUGUCACUGUUGGAUAAAAUGUUUUGUAAAUGUUUGUUGGGCUUAUUUCAUAUUAAGUGUUAUUCAUGUCAAACUUUUCUUCAUUAGUAUCUCAUCUGAAUGAUCUAUCAUUGAAAUUAGGAUAAUGAAUCCCCCUACUAUUACAGUAUUACAAUUUAUCUUUCCAUUCAAAUCCUUUAACAGUUACUUCAUAUACUUAGAUAUGCUGAUAUUGGGUGCAUAUAUGUUUAUAAUUAGUAUAUGUUCUUGAUUUAUUGACCCUUUAUCAUUAUAUAAUGUCAUUUUUUUUAUCUUUUCACUUGAGUUAUAUUUACUUUGAUAUUUGUAUAGCUAAGUCUGUUCUCUCUUGGUUUCCAUUUACAUGGGAUAUUUUUUGAUAUCAUUACUUUCAUUUUAAUUAUGAAGUGAGUUUUUUUAUAAAUACCAUAGUACCAUAGAGGUAGGUCCUUUAUUUUUUUUUUUUUAUCCAUUCAGUCACUAUGACUUUAGAUUGGAGGAUUUAAUUCAUUUACAUUCAAACUAAUUAUUGAGUAGAAAGGACUUAACCACUGUCAUUUUGUCCAUUGUUUUCUAUUGGUUCUGCAGAUUCUUUUUUUCUGUCUUCCUUAUCUUGCUGCCUUCCUUUGUAGUUGUGGUGGCAUGCUUUGAAUUCUAUUUUUAUUUAUUCAGACUACCAUAGGUUUUUGCCUUGUAGUUAUAAUGGGGUGCAUUAGGUAGUUUUCUGACACAAAAUACCUGACUCCCAUUACUUAGGAAAUGAUUUAUUUGGCUCAUGAUUUCAGAGGAUUCAGUCCAUGGUAAGCUGACCGCAAAGCAGAAAUAUCAUGGCAGAAGUUACUAUCAGAGGAAUGCUGCUUACCUCAUAGUGGCUAGGAAACAGAUCAGGGGAAUAGCAGAAGAGAAGUAUCCAAGGACUAGAUAGAGUACUUACAGUUACACCUCCAAUGACCCACAUAGACACACCCAGAGGCAUGCUUUAAUAAUUUCUUAGUUUGCUCUCAGGCCAAUUAAGCUAAUAGCAGCUUAACUGUUACAUUCUAUCUACUCCCUGAUAUGCAAAUACAUCUUCUUAAACCAUACUUAUCCCCAAAUAAAGACAAAAAAUCAUACUCCUACCUAACAUGAUAAAACUAUCUUGUGUCUAACCAAAAAACACAAUUGAUUUAUGAAGUUUGAACAGUUAUAGCAUUGCUCAAAAGUCCAGGUCAAAGUCUUCUCUAAGACUAAAGACAAACUUUUAGCUGUGAACCCCUGUAACAAUUGAAAGGCAGGUUACACGAUCCCAAUGUACAAUGGUAUAAAGCAGUGGUAACAUCAUGAUAAAAUGGGAGUCCUGGAAGAUUUGAGUGACCCACUCCUAUAGCUUUGCUGGUUAUAACACACAUGACCACCAUCUCUGUCUGGCUGUGUUCAUUUCCUGUGACUUUCCUUGGCAGACAUUCUAUGUUCCUGGUAUACUUGACUUCCUGGAGUCUCCGCUACACUUUCAGCUUCAUUCCUACAGAUACAUGCACCAAUAUCACAGCAGUACAUAGCUUGAACUCCCAGGCCUUCCUUUUAAAUCUGUAGUAAAAGCCUCCAUGAUCCCAUGACUCUUAUAUUCAUCAUACCUGAACAACCAGCAUCACAUAGAUAACACCAAGGUCUGAUGCCAGAGCAACCAUUAGCCAGCCCUCUUAAACCCUGGCUUCAAUGGCCUUUGGCUGCCUGGAAGUAAAUACUGGGAAUCACUUCCUUAGAUAUCCUUGCUAUAGAAGCAUCUUUCUUUUUAAAGGAAAUAUUUGUAUCUUACAACCUUAAGCCUGCAGUGGGUAGUGUCUUGCUGUAUUUCUGAGAAUCUUCUCUCCUUUCUUAAUAACUGAUUUCUGUUUGAUGUUUCUACUCUUUUUAGAACUAUACCUCCUUUGGCCCCAGUUUCACACAUGGUUCUUUUGGGGCUCAAACAUAAGUUUUUGAAAUCUUUCUGCUUUAUUUUAAUCAGCAUUCUGGUCUUCUAAGCUCUAGGCAAAACUAGCCAUUAGGCUUUGUAUACAGCAUUCAAAGACCUUUCUAACCUACAUCUCCAAACCUUGCCAAAUUCCUCCUCAUGGCUUCUGAACCACAUAGUUAUGAUCAUUGAACUUUUCUUAUAUUAGUCAGUUUUCCCAUUGUUGGUAAAAAUACCUGACAUCUACAACUUAAAGAGGAGAGAUUUAUUUGAUUCAAUAUUUCAGAGGGUUCAGACCAUAUAUGUCUUGCUAUAAAGCAGAAACAUCAUGAUGGAAGGUCUAGGUAGGAAAAGCUGUUGACCUCAUAGAGGUUGGUAUUCAGAUCACAAGAAUAGCAUGAAAGUGGAAGGGUCCAAAUACCAGGCUACUCAAGGUCAUUCCUCCAUGACGCACCUAUAUAUGCUUCAAAAUGUGCAUUUCUAAUCUCCUAAAUAUCUGUCAAUCAAGUUGACCAUCCAGCUUGACUGUCACAUUAAACUUACAAAGGACAUUUUAAAACAUUUUAUUUCAAGUUGAUAACAACUUUGAAUAUAUUAUUGUUUUGCUUUUCUUCCCUCAUUUGCUCAUCCCAUGAUUUUGAUACCAGAAUUUAUAUCAUUUUGUAAUUUGCAUUCCUUGACAAUUUUUGCAGCAACAGUUGCUAUUAACAUUUCUUUUAUCCUUUUUAAAGACAAAAUUGCUUUACAUACCACUACUAAAUUCCUAAAUUUUUUAUGAAUAUUUAUUACUUGUACCAUUGAGUUUUGUGCUUUUGUUGUAUUCAUGUUAUUAAUUAGCGGCAUUUUGCUUUUGUUUAAAUAAAUUCCUUUAGCAAAUCCUGUAAGACAGGCUUGUGAACUGGAGGAAAACUGUCUCAUAGAGAACAGAGUAAGACAAACAGGAACACAUCUCAAAGAAAUACAAUGCAGAGCGAUUCCAGUGAUAAGACAGAAAUGGAGAUCCCCAGACUUCAUUAUUCUUUAUGGAUAAUUCAACUAGCAACUAAUCACAGAUAAGAACACUUUUUGUAAAAACAUCUAACAUUAGUAAUAAGCCUGAGUCAACUAUGUGGCCCAUAGAACAGAGUAGCAAUUAUAUGGAAAAAGUAAGAGAAGCCGUCUCACUUUGACUGUGUUACCCCUUCCUCAGAGUCAGUACAGUGUUACACCGUCGUCUAGAGUUUCUGCUGAAGGAAAUGAGAACUGGAGGUGCAUAUCCAGCUCCUACAGUGUGCCCAGACUCUUCUCAGUAAGCCCAUUUGCUUCUCAUCUCAAAGAGAGCACAGGGGAAAUGGUGUGCUGAGACCCCCUGAUGUCAGGUAGAAAGCAAAAGCAAAGAUCUAAUAUUAACACACACACACACACACACACACACACACACACACACACACACAGGGGGGGCAGUUUGAGACCUACACAGGGGCACCACUUGUGGAAGGAGAUGACCUCCACAAUUUAAAUUAUCUGGCUUCCUGGUGGAUUUUAAGAUAGCGAGAAUGAAUCCUUUUUAUUAAUCUUAUAUGUCCAACUAUGCAACCACUUUGGAAAAUAAUUUUUCCCUUUCUAGAAAAAGUUCUCCUAUCUUUUUCUGUCCCUGGCUAUGGAAUCUUUGUGGUAAAAUUGCUCUAGAAUGUGCCUUCCCUUCCCUACUCUGGAGUUGAAGGAUGAGUGGAUAAUGUCACUAAAUGUAGUGGGUCAUGAAGGGAAUUUGAUAGUCUUUGCUUUUCCUUAUGUAGAUAUAUGUAUAUUAAAACUUAUAAAGUAAUAUCUAGAAAUAAACUAAUAUAUAUUUAAGUCUUGAAGGUGGACAUUAAUUCAUGAAUCAAUUUAAAAAUUAGACGAAUCAUGGAAGCAGCCUAUUGCCCAUCAACAGAUAAAUGUAUAAAGAAACUUGCAUUCAUAUACAAGGAAAUAUUACUUUGUCAUAAAGAAAGAUAAAUGAGUCAUUUGUAGGAAAACAGAUGCAGCUUGAGACUGCAGUGUUAAAUGGAAUAAGUCAGACACACAAGCUUAAAUAUUACAUGGUUUCUAUUACAUAAGAAAUUAAAAUAUAAAUGAAGUGCAAAGUAAAGGAAGCUAAUAGGAAAUAGGUAAGUCUCGUUUCCCAAAUGAGAAAGAGAUCCAUAGAAGGAAGGAGGUGUGAGGAGAGGAAGGAAAAGAAAUGAAAAAAGAAUUAAAAUGUGUAAUGUAUAUGCACUGAGUCUUCACAAAGAACAUAGUAACCAUGUACUGCAAAGUAUAUUAAUUUAAAAAAUAAAAAAAAUUGUAGCAAUAUCCACACCUUCACAUUUUAUCUACGUGUGUGCUAUGCUUUUCUCAGUUUUCCUGCUCCAAUAGUUAACUGAACAGCUCAUCACUUUACUUUUAAAAAAUAGUAAGUAGUUGUAUAAUGUACGUAAGUGAUCAUCAAAGAUGUAUCAGGUAACUUUUCUUAAUUUUGUGCUUUAAAUGGUAUCAUGCUGUGUACUGUCAUCUGUGACUUACUAUUUUUAUUCAACAUUUUCUGAUUCAUUCAUCUUGUUUAUGACAAUACUUCAUUUUAUAAUUGUAUACUAUAUUUCUUUGUGUGUUAUAUCACAAUUUUUAAUAGAUGUUUCUGCAAAUAGACAAUUGGAAUUUUUCCAGUUUUCAUUAUGACACUCACUGUUAUAUAAAGUUUUAUUGUGCAUGACUCCUAGUAUCCAGGUUAAGAUUAAUGUUCUAUUACUGUUUUAACGAAGUAUCACAAAUUUAGUGGCUUAAACAGUGAAACUUCAUUUUCCUACAGUUCUGUAAGUCAGCCUCCAACAUGAAAUUUAGUAGGCUAAAAAUGUGAUCAGUUCUAUACUCCUUUUGCAGAUGCAAAGAGGGAAUAGGAAUCCAUACGUAUCAUUGCUUUCUCCAUCACCUAGAAAUCAUUCUUUUUGCAUAUAGCCCCUUCAUUUUAUUUUUUAUUUUUAUUAGUAGUACAUAUUUGCAGCACAUAUAAUAACUACGGUUUUCGGGGGGAUUGGUACAUGUGCAUAACACAUCUUAAUUAUAUUUUGCAUUCCUUUACCCUUUCCACCCUACUCCCCAACCUCCUUUGUUUUAGAAAGAGCAACCCUGCAUCAGAUUCUUCCCGCACUGGCAUCUCUCUGACCACUGCUAUGAGAAAAUGUUCUCAGAUUUUAAGGACCCAUUUGGUUAUUCAGGGCUCAUCCAGAAAAUCCAGGAAUAUUUUUCCAUCUCAAAAUCCAUCACUUUUAGUCAUAUCUGCAAGAUCCAUUCAGUUAUGGAAGGGAGAAUAUUUAUAGAUCCUCGGAAUUGGAACAUGGACAUCUUAGGAUGUCUUUCAUAAUGUGCAAGAGUUUCUACAAGUCACAUCCCUAAGAAUGAAAAUACUGUUUCAUAGUCUAUGUGCUUUUUCAAUUUUGACAAGAAUGACAAAUAGUUAUUCCAAAGAGAUUAAAACAGUUUAUAUUUCUAGUGACAAUAUAUAGGAAUCUUUGUAUCUUUUUGUCAAUUAUUUGUAUGAUUAGACAUCUUUAUUUUUGACAAUCUGUCAGGGUUUUGUUUUUUGUUUUUGGGUUUUUUUGUUUGUUUUGCUUUUUUGUUGUUGUUUUUGUCUUUUUGAGACAGGGUCUCACUAUGAGGCUCAGGUUGGCCUUGAGCUCACUUUGUAGCCCAGGCUGGUCUCAAACUUGCAGAGAUUCCCUUACCUCAAAGGCAUAUUAAGUUUGACUUCAAGUUUCCUCAUCACUAAUGAUACAGAGCAUCAUUUCCUAUUGAUGUUUCCUUGCACUGUGAAAAGUCCCUAUCUAUAUUGUUUGAUCUUCUUUUGGUAUUAACUAACAUAUAAAAAGACUUCCUUGUAGAUAUUCUUCUUUUUGAAGGUUAUAUGUGUGGCAGUACAUUUCUCUCAGCUUACUGCAUUUUUUUUUCUUUAUACUGACUUAUAUACUUUGCUUCUGGGGAACAGUAAUUCUACAUUUUAACAUAGUUUGAAUUUAUCAAUAUUUUCUUCCAUAAUUUUCAUUUUAAAAAUUAUACUAUAUUUGCAAGAACGAUUAACACGUUUAUUAAUAGAAAUUUUUGUCUUUGUCCUUACUUUUUGCCACUAAGAGUGUUGCUGUAAGUUUAUCUUUUUUAUGAACAUCCACUUUUUAUUUUAUUUCUUUUCUUCUUCUUCUUCUUUUUUAACUUCUAUUAGUACAUGUUUGCAGUUACCCUUCAUUUCUGCCUUUCCCUCACCCCAGGUUUACUUUUCUAGCAUUUAUUUCUUUUAUAACUUUCUUAUAAAGUUAAUUAUCAUAUAUACAGAUUAAAAACCAGACCAAGAGGUCAAAUGACAUAUAAAAAUAUAGACAAUAGUACUAAGUCAAGAUAUGCUUUCAGCUUUAUUGUGGGCCCUAGAUUACAAUACUUUUGUUUUUCUUUCUGUGUUUUCAUAUUGUCUUUUUCAUUAUACACGUAAAGAUAUGUUUUUGUAUAAGAGAAACCAUGCAAUAUUUAAGCUUGUGUGUCUAAAUUACUUCACUUAACAUUAUGGUCUCAAGAUGUAUCCAUUUUCUCUUUUUUAUCUCUUUUUUUUGUUAAUAGUUUUUAUUUUUAUUAUCAUGAACUCUUGAAUUUUAUUCAAUUAUCCAUGUUGAAAUGAUGAUAAUCAUUUCUAGUUUUAAGGAACUUUUGGUCAUUUACACUUACAGGUUUUGUAAAGUAAAUUUUGGUUGGGUGUAAUGAAUGCCUUAGUAUUUUGGCUGGGAUUUUGGUAUUGGGGUUCAUGAGUAUGAUUGCUGUAUAAUUUUUCCUUUCUGCCCUAAGCUGGUUUUGGCAUUGCAGUAUAUUGGUCUCAUACAAUUGAUUAAGUAAGGCAGUUUUUCCUUACUUCUCACUGCUCCAGAAAUUUUUAUAUUAGGCCAUAAUAAUUUGCUUCUUCCAAGUUUGCUAGCUUUUGUAUAGAAUAAUUAUUUGUGCCUAAUGUUUCUUUUUUUUAGUUUUUUUUUAAUUUUGAAAGUAGUAAAAUACAAUAGAACAAGACAGAAUAAAGCCAACUGAGAUCGUGUAGUGAAAUUGGUACAGAACUUUACAGCAGGUUUACAGGGAUAACAGUAACAGGUAUCACAGUAUAUUUCGUUAUCUUUACAAGAGUUGUUCUUUUAAUCAUAUAUAUAAAUAAAAUGAAACAGAACAUUAUAGAACUUAUCAAAACAGAAUAUUGAAUAGAUCAGUAUCAUUAAUCAGAAUAAAGCAAAACAGUAAUAAAAAUAUUUGCCUUCAAAAAGAUGGUAGAAGGAAAUCCGCCUUAUUUGCUACGGUCAGUCACCCAAGAGAUGCUCAGAUUUCUGGUUCCCAUUUGCUAACGGGGACAGAGGAAAGGGGGGUAGGGAAGUGGGAUGUUUGACUCUAGGCCGUGCACCAGUAGGUUCACUAUUGCUUACCAGGGGGGCAGGCUGGUUGCUUGGUUUCCGAGCAUCCUAAGUUCCACCCAUAGUGUGGAUUUCAGAAGCCCUGGUGGUUCUCCCCCGGAAGGGUCGCGGUCUGCCACACCGUAGCCACUUACUAUGGAGGGGAGCUGCUUGCUUGGUUUCCCAGUGUCCUAGUGCCUAACGUUUCUUUGUAGAGUAUUUUUACUGAUUUUAUUACUUCAGUAGUUUUAUUUCUUCCUAUGUGCUUAAGAAAAAUGUAUGUUCUAAUUUCUUAUUCUAUGAUACAUAUUUAUAUCAUUCAGUUCUAUAUCUUUAUUAUUUUUUUCCUGUUUGAGCUAAAUAGUUGAUAGCAAUAGUUUGAUAAUAUCUCCCUGUAGCUCUCUUUUUAAAUUUUUGUGUAUAUGAGACUAAUUUUUAGUGACAUAAAUGUAGAAUAAUUAUGUCUAAUGAACUGAACGUCAUGUGUAGUGAUCUUUUUUAUCUUUUGCAAUGGUUUUAGUUAGUAUCUAUUUUUGCUUGAUACAAUAUAGAUAUUUGAUGUCUAAUUUUUCAUAGAUAAAUAUAUACACACCCUUAGCUUUAUUAACAUAUAAUAUUUUAUGUAUUAUGUACAAUAUUUAUUUAUGUAUACUUUAUUAUGAAAUAAUAAAGUCAAGAUAAUUAUGUAUAUCAUCUCACAAACUUAUUGUGUGUGUACAUUAUAUGUGCUUGAGAACAUUUAAGACCUACUCUACUACUAGGUUUCAAGUAUACAAUAUAUUAUUAACUAUUGUCACCAUGCUGUACAGUAGAUCUGCAGAACUGAUUCAUACUAAUGGAAACUUUCUGCUUUCUGAAUAAUACAGGCCAGUGCCCGUCUCCCACACCUCAUCCUGGCAACCAUGGUUUGUACUCUUUGUUUCUAUGAGUUUAACUUUGUUAGAGUCUGUAUUCAUACAUACAGUCUACAUACAUAGAUUUUGGAAUAUUUGUCUUUUUGUGUCUGGCCAUGUUUUACUUAGCAUAAUGUCUUCAAUAUUCAUCUAUGUUGUUGAAAAUGACAAAAUUUCCAUCUUUUGUAUGCCACACUUGUACAUCUAUUCAUGUAACAAGGGACAUUUGAAUUGAUUCUAUAUCUUGGCUACUGUAAAUAAUGCUGUAAUAAACAUGGAAGUGCAGGUGUAUCUUUGACAUAUUGAUUUCAUUACUUUGGAUAUAUACCGAGAAGUGAAACUGCUAAGUCAUGUGGUCAUCUUAUUUUUAAUUUUUUUCAGGAAAUUCUAUUGAGUGUGCAGAAGAUUUUUAGUUUGACGCAAUAUCAUUUGUCUAGUUUUACUUUUGUUGCCUGUGCUUUGAAUGACAUGUCCAAAAACAAUCAUUGUUUCAACUAAUUCUAUUCUUCAGUUUGCUUAAUAUUAUUUCUUGAAGGACUGUUUUUCUCUGCACACUUUUGAAAUCAAUUGAUUAUAAAUGUAUAGAUUUAUUCCUGGACUCCUAAUUCUUUCCAUUGAGUUUUUAAAUUAAGUUUACCAGUACGUUUUAGUUAUAUAUAAAGAUCACAUUCAUCACAAGGAAUUUGUGCCUGUACAUGGUAUAACUUGAUUCUUUUUUUUACCCGUUCACCUACCCUCCCUUCAACUCCUCCUCUCCUAUUUAUUUACAAAAGCUUUGUUUCUACUUUAUCCUUUUCUCGUCUUUUUCUUUUCCCUUUCUUUUUUUUUUUUUUUUUUUUUUAAGAGACAGGGUCUCACUAUAUUGCCCAGGCUGGAGUGCAGUGGCUAUUCACAGGCGCGAUCCCACUACUGAUCAGCACGGGAGUUUUGACCUGCUCCGUUUCCGACCUGGGCCGGUUCACCCCUCCUUAGGCAACCUGGUGGUCCCCCGCUCCCGGGAGGUCACCAUAUUGAUGCCGAACUUAGUGCGGACACCCGAUCGGCAUAGCGCACUGCAGCCCAGAA